AUGCCCUUCUCUUCCGUGCCGUCAUCAGCGCCUCAAUUGGCGCCGCCACCACCACCGCAGCCGCCGCAGCAGCCCCUACAAAGCGUGCUGGCCAUCGGUCGCCAGCAGGGGUGGGGCGCCGCCGCCGCCUCCGCUCGAGGUGCCGCGAUGCCGACCGGCGUGCCAUCUUGCCGGAUGGGGACUCGGUCGUCGGUGACGCUCAUGUGCCCCGAAGCAGAUGGGUCGGAGUGGCCCAUCUCUGCACCGCAAUUCAGCAACGGCUGCUUCAAUAAGCGCUGCGACGGCGCGGUCGGCGAGUCGUUCGCCGCCUGUGCCGCCAUGGCCGUACCGAAGGGGGCUUCAGAGAUGGACCACAACUCCUACGACGCCAUGCAGCAGCAGCAGCAGCGGCUGUUGUGCGGCCCUAAGAACGAGUCUGCCCCCGCUGGCAACGCCGACGCCGCACCGCAAAACACCAACGGCGUGUGCGAGGCCAUCGUCACGGCCGCACGGUGCGGUGGUGUUGUGGCACCCAGCGCAUCGGCGCCUGCGCCCGGCGACGCCACUGCACCGUUCAUCGCCACCACUGCUGCCUCGGCAAACGCCAUGAUGAAAGCACAUGGGCGCGGCAGCUGGUCAUGUCCGUUCGGGUCCUCGGCCUCUGACGAAGCUCUCCAGCAGCAGUGUCACGAUACGCGGCAGGCCAGUGUGUCGAAGAGCGUGACGAGCCCCACCGAUGUCUCUGGCGUGGUAAUGGCAGUGUCCUCCUCGGCCAACGCGAUGGCGCUUGUUCCCAUGAACGAGGUCGCCUCACCGACUGGUGCUGAGAUGCAGUGCCUCCUGGCCGAUGCCCAUCGUGCCUACACGGCUGCUGAGGCGCAGCUGCUGAAGGACGGCCUUGCCUUGCGUGAGGAUUGGAUGGGGACGCGCGACCUCUUUUUCGCAGCCGGCGGCCUCUUCGCUGCCGUCGGCGAGCCCGCCAUUGCAGCCCGCUGCCUGCUGCACGCCACCUUCAUCAACCGUGCCUUUCACAGCGACGACGAGGCGCUGGCGACGUUGGCAAUGUCAGUGGAGCAGCUGAAGCAGUCGCAUCCGCGUAUCGCUGUGGACGCGCUGCUGCGGCUCGCGCCGUGCUAUGUGCGGGAGGACCUGCGCUACCAGGCCGCUCGCUGCUACCGCGAUGCUGCUGAGAUUCUGGAGAACGUCCUGGACGAGAAAGAGGCAGCCGUCGUGCAGUACCGCGCCGCGUUGGACAUGUACGCCGAGACUCAAGUGGCCGCCUCUGAGAGGGCGCGGCAUUGGGAGCGCCAGAAGCGGCGGCUCGACGGCACCCCACGGCAGCACCCCCACUCCCUUGACAUUUGCACGACCAACGGGGAUGUGGCCAACGCAGCGGCGCCGGAGGGAGUCGAGGCCACGCUGCUGGGGUCGAAGCAGCAGCAUCAGCUCGUGUUGCCCAAGUCCACGGCGCUGGAGCCCUCCAGCGAUGUCGUUUCUCUUACAUCAUCCGUGGAUGGGAGGGGGUGCAACUCCGUUGGCUUCCCAGCACAUGGUCCCCCGCAGUAUCGAGUUAGCACGACGGUGCAGCGCAGUCUUACCGAUGCCUGCCGCUGGCGCCUGGUGAUUCUCCUCACGCGCCUUGGCCGGUACGAGGAGGUGCGUGAGGCGGCGCUCGCCUGCGCAGCAAGUGUGCCGCUUACGUUGCCCAAAACAAAGUAUCUGCUCUACGCUACACUGUGCGUUCUGGCGCGAGGGGCGGCGACUGUGGAGGGGGGUGUCUCGGCAAACAGCGCCUCUGAUCCGGCGGUCGCUACAGAGGCACGGCAAUCUACAGAGACGGCGACGACGGAAACCUUCGCGGCCUCUUCCGUCGAUGCGGUGUACUUUGACAGUCUCUACGACGCCGAAAAGUUAUUCCUUGCGCUGCAGGACGAGGACCGCACCUUCCAGCGCGGGAAGGAGAACGCGCUCGUGCGCGCGAUACUGACGGCAAAUCGGGCUUGCUCUCUGGCGGCCUUCGACGACGCCGUGCGCACCUACAAAGCGUACGCGACGACGGGGUCGUGCGUUGUGUUUGAGUUGUUGGUGAAGCAGUGCCGCCGCAGCCUGUUCGAGCACAUGGAGCGGUUUGCUUGA
Messenger RNA from Leishmania braziliensis MHOM/BR/75/M2904, 2115 nucleotides. RefSeq lists its product as hypothetical. Lineage: Eukaryota; Euglenozoa; Kinetoplastea; Trypanosomatida; Trypanosomatidae. The transcript has a single exon. Gene Ontology annotation, cellular component: SNARE complex; vacuolar membrane. The record is from RefSeq and is a predicted model, not a curated record. Gene Ontology annotation, molecular function: soluble NSF attachment protein activity; syntaxin binding. The coding region runs from base 1 to 2115 and encodes 704 amino acids. Gene Ontology annotation, biological process: intracellular protein transport; SNARE complex disassembly.